Messenger RNA from Tremella mesenterica DSM 1558, 501 nucleotides. RefSeq lists its product as uncharacterized. The record is from RefSeq and is a predicted model, not a curated record. The transcript has 2 exons. Bases 1 to 501 code for a protein of 166 amino acids. NCBI's taxonomy places the organism in Eukaryota, Fungi, Basidiomycota, Tremellomycetes, Tremellales, Tremellaceae.
AUGCAAUGGUUCUGCUAUGAACAAGUUAGCAUUACCAAUCCUUUCAGAGUCGGAUGCGAAGAGAUUAUGGAGAGUAUGACUUUUUUCAUGUCAUCAACAUCAAGAGACACAUCAUUGUCAACUGCUCGAUCUCCUUCAACCUUCAAGAAACUACAUGACCCAAUGGUCGACCAAGCUGCAACGACUCUCCAUAACCUGGCCCAAACUUUACAAAAAGAAUCUAUCUUUUUCCGGAGUCUGGGUAUGGAACAAACUAGCAGCGAAUAUGAUGCACACGCUAGUUCUAUAGUUCAGGGACUACAUAGUAGAGGCUUCAAACGACCCACACUUCCCACUGAUCUUCCAUCAGGUUACGACCACACUUCCAUGAUGGAAGACCAGGGUAGAGUAUUGACAUUUCUCUGUGAAUACCUUCCCGGAGCAUCAAAUUUGGGAGUGGUUCAGGACCAACUGGGACCAGUUAUAAAAGGAUUAGAAUUCCAACCAGUGAACAUCCCCUAG